UCAUAAAUCUUUACACUGUACGCUGUCACCAUCUGGAGGUGGUCCGUCUAUAAAGUAGAAUGCACCAAAGAGGUUUGGCUUUCGCUCAUUGCCUCUUUGGCACUGUUAUUCUUGAGAUCUGAUCCAAUCAGCCAGCAAGCAACCAAGGUUUGGGAGUUCAUUACCUUAGAAUUAAGAGGUCAUGGGUCGCGGAGUUAGUGCUGGUGGCGGGCAGAGUUCAUUGGGCUAUCUGUUUGGUACUGGGGAGGCUCCAAAACCAGCUGCAAAUGAAGGGCAGUCUGUAAGUAAUGAGCCUUCCUCCAAGCCUGCUGCUGUUCCGCAACCGGUGGACAUUUCCAAACAGGUUCCAGCUGGUAUUAACAGUUAUUCAACAAAUAACUAUAUGAGGGCUGAUGGUCAGAACACUGGCAACUUCAUCACGGACCGACCAUCAACCAAGGUCCAUGCUGCCCCCGGUGGUGGAUCUUCUCUGGAUUACCUCUUCGGUGGUGGGCCUACAGGUGGCAGUAAAUGAUAUGUAUGCCCUGGCAUCUCCAUAAGUAUUGUUUGUUUAUUCUUGUUGAUCUUAGUCUGGAUGAGGCCAUGAACUCAUGUUUACUUCAAGACAGUUUGAGCUUGUCGGAUGUUGAUGUAAUAUAGGUGUUGUGGUUGUGUGCAUAUUAAAUCAACUGUACUCUCAAUUUUUGAUGCAUAAGCAUCCGCGUCAGGACCUUUAUUGUUAAGAAUGAUGUUAUAUUUUCUGACGUGUCAUUUAUCCUUUA
Messenger RNA from Mangifera indica (mango), 761 nucleotides. RefSeq names its product protein SPIRAL1-like 1. Gene Ontology annotation, cellular component: cortical microtubule, transverse to long axis. Bases 182 to 514 code for a protein of 110 amino acids. Gene Ontology annotation, biological process: cortical microtubule organization. The transcript has 3 exons. The record is from RefSeq and is a predicted model, not a curated record. Lineage: Eukaryota; Viridiplantae; Streptophyta; Magnoliopsida; Sapindales; Anacardiaceae.